Messenger RNA from Auxenochlorella protothecoides, 600 nucleotides. RefSeq lists its product as hypothetical. The coding region runs from base 1 to 600 and encodes 199 amino acids. The record is from RefSeq and is a predicted model, not a curated record. NCBI's taxonomy places the organism in Eukaryota, Viridiplantae, Chlorophyta, Trebouxiophyceae, Chlorellales, Chlorellaceae. Gene Ontology annotation, molecular function: peptidyl-prolyl cis-trans isomerase activity. Gene Ontology annotation, biological process: protein peptidyl-prolyl isomerization. Gene Ontology annotation, cellular component: chloroplast. The transcript is spliced from 4 exons.
AUGCGGUCGCUAGCGCAGCCAUGCGGCACGCACCUCGAAAGACUGUAUGGAGAUGUGGCCCCGGCCUCAACAGCCUCAAUCCUGGAAACCAUUCGGGCUGGAAAGUAUGACCAGUCGCUUAUAAACAAGGUCCUGCCGGGGCAGUACCUUUUGCUGGGGCAUCAGGGCCCCAAGAGGCUUGGGUAUGUGGCGGGGGCGCAGUGCUCCCAGCCAAACACCGACCUCAUGCAGUCAGCUUCCUUCCAGCUGCCCCACCGCCGGCCCGGCACCGUCAGCCUUGCGGUCACAGAAAACGAGGAUGAGCAGUACCUGCAGCGCCUCCCCAGCUACUGCAACGUCAGCAUGCUCAUAACGACGGGGCCCGGGCCUGUUCCAAGCCUGGAUGGCCAGAACGUCGUCAUUGGCGAGCUUCUGGAUGGGUUUGAUGUGCUGGCAGCUGUGCAACGUGUGCCCACAUUCUAUCCAAGCAGCAACCGCCGUGCCUUCAACGAGCUGGGCCAGGUUUUCGGAGACAAGAGGGCCAACCUCGCCGCCAAGCGGUGGGGCCGGCCCUUGAAACCCAUCGUGGUGAUGGCAGCUGGCGAGAUCAGGGAGACAUGA